GCUGGAAUCGCAGGCUCAACAAAACAAGACACGAAAAAGACGUAAAGUUAUGAAUCACAGCUGUGGAAAUUACAACCCUACGAGUAAAUGAUAAAUACCCGAGAGACGCAACGAUAGCAGUGUUCAAAUUGCAAGCAUGACCAAGACUAGCAAGAGGAGGCAGGCCCCUAAGGCGCCCAAAAAGUCUACAAGUAGUACAAAUGUCGACCGGCCAAAACCACAUGCACAUUCUACAAUGAGAGACAAGACCACUGUGAAGCGACUGCAAAUGUACAAGUCUGGGGGGAAAGCAAUCAGAAAUGCUGCUGGUAAAGUUGUGAAGGCUGCUCCCUUCCAGACAAGAGCAACGCCGGGUGAAGUAGCAAGAGUAGCACCAAACAGAAAAUGGUUUGGAAACACCCGAGUUAUCACCCAAAAUGCCUUGCAAACAUUCCAAGAGGAGAUGGGUAAAGUGAUGAAAGAUCCCUAUAAGGUUGUCAUGCGCAAGACCAAGCUACCCUUGUCACUUCUGGAUGAGCGAGCGCAGUCAUCACGAGUACACAUUCUUGACACAGAGGGGUUUGACACCACGUUUGGACCCAAGGCACAGCGCAAGAGACCCAACAUUAAAGUCUCAGAUAUGCAGGGUCUUGCAGAAAUGGCACAGUCAUUGACUGAAAAAUACAACGAAGAAAACGACAAAGAUUUGGUCCGAGAAGACUUGGAUGAAAGGCCAGAGGCCAAGGAAUCUAUUUACAGCAAGGGACAAUCCAAAAGAAUAUGGAAUGAGCUUUACAAGGUUGUUGACUCAUCUGAUGUGAUCCUACAGGUACUUGAUGCUAGAGAUCCACUAGGAACCCGAUCUAAACACAUAGAAACAUUCAUAAAGAAGGAGAAAUCACACAAACACUUGAUCUUCAUCCUCAAUAAGUGUGACCUUGUACCCACAUGGGUGACGCAACAAUGGGUCUCUGUGCUAUCAGAGGAACACCCCACACUGGCUUUCCAUGCCAGUGUCACCAAUCCAUUUGGCAAGGGUGCACUCAUCAACUUACUUAGACAGUUUUCCAAGCUUCACAGUGACAAGAAACAAAUUAGUGUUGGUCUCAUUGGAUAUCCAAAUGUUGGCAAAAGCUCCAUCAUCAACACUCUCAAGGCUAAAAAAGUCUGCAAAGUUGCACCAAUUGCAGGAGAAACCAAGGUCUGGCAGUAUAUCACUCUCAUGCGGCGCAUAUAUCUUGUAGACUGUCCUGGAGUUGUGUAUCCUACAGGUGACACUGAAACUGAAAUCAUCCUUAAAGGCGUGGUUCGAGUUGAAAAUGUGAAAGAAGCAGCAGAACACAUCCCCACCGUGUUGGAAAGAGUCAAACGUGAAUACUUGGCAAAAACCUACCGUGUCCAGGCAUGGGAUGACUGCACAGAUUUUCUGGAACAAGUGUCUAGAAGAUCAGGGAAACUACUAAAGGGUGGGGAGCCAGAUAUCAAUACUGUAGCAAAAAUGAUUCUAAAUGACUUCCAACGAGGAAAGCUGCCAUACUUUGUUGCUCCACCCAAACAGGAUGGAGACACAAGUACAAAUCCAGAGUCCAACAAAUCAGCCAAAAUCCCUCCUCUUAUGAGCAGUUUUGUCAAAGCAAAAGAUCAAGCAGAAAACGCAUCAGAUGAUAAUAAAAAGGAAAAUGAUGAUAGAAUAGUCAACAGAGAUUGUCCAAUGGUUGACAAGGCAAAAGAUAUAGACAACAGCACAGCAACUUCAAAAAGAGAACAUCCUGAAUCACUUGCUUCAAAAAAAGACUCUUUUAAAAACACUUCAGCAUUACAAGUUAGACAAGACUUUAGUGCAAUUCAUGUGGCUCCGGAUUUCGCUGGUGAUGACGUCAGACCACUGGAAGAAAUAAGCGGAGUGGACGCGGAGCAGGAAUCGGACGACGAAGAAGAGAGCAGAGCUGAUAGUAAGGAUGAAGCAGUCGAGAAACCAGGAGAGGACUCUGAAGAAGAUGCGCCAGAACUAAUUCCGAUAACUGUAGACGCCAGCGAAGGUAACGUAAAGGACCUGCUAGAUGUUUCUGAGUGGGAGGAACUGAGGAAAGCUAUGGAAACCGGGGAGAUUGAUGACAGCGACGAGGAGGAAGAUCAUGAUGCUACUGCUUCUGCUGAUGAUGGUGAUGACAAUGAUGAUGACGAUGAUGACGAUAUUGAUUAUGAGUAUUGGGUUGACGAGGAGGAGGAGAAAGUAGUGGAAGAAGAAGAGGGAGAAAAGAAUGAACAAGAAUACUCUGCUGACGAAAAUGAAUCAGAGGUUGUAUCAGAGACAGCAACACCACCUGUUUGCGUUGACGACAAAAUCUGGACGUCUCCCACUAGCCAACGGUAUGCAGUCAGCGUGAGUCCGUUUGUGACAUGCGUAGAAGCAAUUGACAGCGACAACGAUAGAGAAAUUGGAGGAGGCGUACACGGGACUCCAAAAAAUUCCAAUAACAAUAGCAAAUCUUCAAAGACGAAAAAGGGUUAUUUGACGAGUAAAAAUGGUGGAAAGCAAACCAAACGGAUAAGCGACGAGUCUGAAGAUGAAGACUCUCCUGGGAGAAAAAAGAAACGAAUGACGACAAACAAGCAGCGAGUGGGGUCUAAUUAUUAUGCAGCUGCCAACGUGAAAAACAAAAACCGAAACAGGAGCAAAGAGAAGACUUCCCGUUCAAAAAAGAGGGGAAAGAAAAAUAAAUGAGUCUCGUUAAGGACAUAUUUUAAAGAUACAUAACCAUCCAGUACCCUGCUAGUAGAGACUUUUCCUAGUUUCCCUAUACUCGCCUUGUUUCCCUAUACUCUCCUUACGUACUUUCGAAAAGAGGCGCAAGUACGGGAUCCGAAACGAUCUCCCUUUCACUACACAAGAGAAUAAUCUUCUGCACACGGACGGACCAUUCAGCUACGACUUUGUUCGCGCGCCCGAGCCUUUGCCUCCAGUGACGCCUUCUCCCCGCGGCCUUGCAACAAGGGCAGAUAUUGUUGUCUUUGUAGAUUUGCGGUAUUUUAAAUUCGAAACUGAUAUAUUAACCAAUUGCUAUGUUUGCUUAGUUUGUCUAUUUGUUGUUUGAAAGAUGUUUUUAUUAUUGCUCGAAUAAGCUUCUGGUCCUAAUUAGCACCUAGUCCGAGUUAGCACCUCGCUUUAAAUUUAAACUAAAGUCAUGAAUAAAUAAACGCCUUCCCAAGUU
Messenger RNA from Nematostella vectensis (starlet sea anemone), 3191 nucleotides. RefSeq names its product nucleolar GTP-binding protein 2. The record is from RefSeq and is a predicted model, not a curated record. Gene Ontology annotation, cellular component: nucleolus. The coding region runs from base 137 to 2704 and encodes 855 amino acids. NCBI's taxonomy places the organism in Eukaryota, Metazoa, Cnidaria, Anthozoa, Actiniaria, Edwardsiidae. The transcript is spliced from 21 exons. Gene Ontology annotation, molecular function: GTP binding.